Panicum virgatum (switchgrass) is the source of this 2136-nucleotide messenger RNA. RefSeq names its product hexokinase-6-like. The record is from RefSeq and is a predicted model, not a curated record. The transcript has 9 exons. The coding region runs from base 215 to 1537 and encodes 440 amino acids. Gene Ontology annotation, molecular function: fructokinase activity; mannokinase activity; D-glucose binding. Gene Ontology annotation, biological process: glucose 6-phosphate metabolic process; intracellular glucose homeostasis; glycolytic process. Gene Ontology annotation, cellular component: mitochondrion; cytosol. NCBI's taxonomy places the organism in Eukaryota, Viridiplantae, Streptophyta, Magnoliopsida, Poales, Poaceae.
CUCGUCCCACUCCCUCGCUUCCGCAAGCGGAGAAAGAGAGAGAGAGAGAGCUGGAGGCAGACAAGUGAGGGAGGGAGGGGGCGAGAGAGGAGAGAGAAGCGGUGGGCUCUGCAGCGGCCUAGCUCGCGAUCCGGACGCCGAGCUGUUCCGGCCUUGGGAUCGGUCGCGCGGCUCUAUCGGGGAGGCUUAGGGUUCGCCCGGCGCGCGGGGCGCGAUGGCGAAGGGCGCGGUCGUCGGGACGGCGGUGGUGGUGUGCGCCGCGGCCGCCACCGCGGUUGGGGUGGCGGUGGUCGUGUCGCGGAGGCGGCGGCGCCGGCGGGAGGCGGAGGACGAGAGGAAGAGGAAGGCGGCGGCGGUGAUCGAGGAGGUGGAGCAGGCGUUCUCCACGCCCACCGCGCUGCUGCGCGGCAUCGCGGACGCCAUGGUGGUGGAGAUGGAGCGCUGCCUGCGAGCCGACCCGCACGCCCCGCUCAAGAUGCUCAUCAGCUACGUCGACAACCUCCCCACCGGGGAUGAGCAUGGACUGUUUUAUGCACUGGAUCUUGGCGGGACCAACUUUCGGGUCAUUCGGGUUCAACUUGGAGGAAGGGAGAAGCGUGUCGUGAAGCAACAAUACGAGGAGGUCUCCAUUCCGCCUCAUCUCAUGGUUGGGACUUCCACGGAGCUGUUUGAUUUCAUUGCUGCUGAGUUGGAAAAAUUUGUGGGGAUUGAAGGAGAGGAUUUCCACCUACCAGAUGGAAGGCAGAGAGACCUCGGUUUCACCUUUUCUUUCCCAGUGCACCAAACAUCAAUAUCAUCCGGUACUCUAAUUAAGUGGACCAAGGGCUUUUCCAUCAAUGGCACGGUCAACUGUGAUGUAUCCUACAUUAAACACAGUAUUGAUUUUAUUGAUUCUGAGAAGGUUGGAGAAGAUGUUGUGGGUGAAUUGACUAGGGCCAUGGAGAGGCAGGGUCUUGAUAUGAAAGUUACAGCCCUGGUUAAUGAUACUGUAGGCACAUUGGCUGGCGGGAGAUAUGUGGAUAAUGAUGUUGUUGCUGCUGUAAUAUUGGGCACCGGCACAAAUGCAGCUUAUGUGGAACAUGCAAAUGUGAUUCCUAAAUGGAACGGGCGACUGCCUAGAUCAGGGAAUAUGGUGAUCAACAUGGAAUGGGGAAACUUCAGGUCAGAUAAGCUUCCAAGAUCGGAGUAUGAUAAAGCCUUGGACUUUGAAAGUUUGAACCCUGGCGAGCAGAUAUAUGAAAAGAUGAUUUCUGGAAUGUAUCUUGGAGAAAUUGUUCGGAGGAUCCUGUUGAAACUGGCACAUGACGCCUCUUUGUUUGGGGAUGUUGUUCCACCAAAAUUGGAACAAUUAUUUAUACUGAGAACACCGGAUAUGUCAGCCAUGCAUCAUGACACCUCACAUGAUCUCAAACACCUGGGAGCUAAGCUGAAGGAUAUUCUGGGGGUUCCAGAUACUUCCCUCGAAGCAAGAUACAUUACUCUUCAUGUAUGUGACCUUGUCGCGGAGAGGGGUGCACGCUUGGCUGCUGCUAAAUGACUGGGCAAGAUACAUAUGGCAUUCUGAAGAAGCUGGGCAAGGACAAAUUGCUAAAUGACUUCAGCCAACAAAGGACUGUGGUUGCUAUGGAUGGUGGGUUAUAUGAGCAUUACAAGAAGUUCAGUUCCUGCCUAGAAGCAACACUUUCAGAUCUUCUCGGUGAGGAGGCUGCCUCAUCGGUUGUUGUCAAGUUGGCCAACGACGGCUCAGGAAUUGGCGCUGCGCUUCUUGCAGCCUCACACUCCCAGUAUGCUGCAUAGUCCUAGGAGCUCGGCUCCUAGUGUAACAUUUUUGUUUUCCGCAUUUUGCCCCUUCUGUCAAAGCUCCCCUCUGCGAUUCGCAUCUCUUUUUGCCUCUGCAGCGGGAUAUAGCUAGUAUGUCGCCAAUGAGUUUGCAGUAUAUCACUUCGAACAAGCAUUAGCAACUGCAGGGAAGUGGAAGCGGACGUCUGAGUGAAGCGGUUCCUUUCCUGCAAUUCUUUUUUCCCUACACCUUUAACUUUGUAUUAUGAUGCGAGAUAUCGCAAACUGACUAGUGCUUAUCUGUGUAAUCUUGUAUUUCAAAAUAAAGAGGGGUAUAAAAUUAUUCAAUCGUACUCA